AUGGCAGACAUCAGCGAGCUUGCAGCAGCCUCUCUUUUCAAUACCAAAGGAUGGGUAGCUGUUGUCACAGGUGGUGGUACCGGAUUAGGCCUGAUUACCGCUCGAAGUCUUGCCGCAAAUGGAGUGAAAGUGUACAUCACAGGUCGAAGGGUGGAAAAGCUGAAGGAAGCCGAGUUGACCGAUAAAGCGAGCGGUGGCUCUAUCAUUGGGUUCCAGAUGGAUUGUACCGACAAGCAAAGCAUCGAAGCUGGCGUUAAGACAAUUGCAGAGAAGGAGAAAUGCGUCAAUCUGCUUGUCAACAACGCAGGCAUCACAUCUGUCAAUUAUGGCAAGGGCGGCCUACCUACAGGCAGUGUCGAGGACAUUAGCAAAGAGAUGAUGAGCAACCAAACCUUCGACGACUGGCUAAGUGUCUACAAGAUCAACGUGGCAAGCUACUACUUCACUUCAGCAGCAUUCCUACCUCUGCUUUGUGCUGCCCGUGAUCAUGGUUAUGCGGAAGCUGGGUCAAUCUUGAACAUCUCUUCGAUCUCUGGCAUCACCAAAGAAAGCCAAAACGGCCAGUUCUCUUACAACGCGUCGAAGGCCGGAACCAUCAGCGUAACAGAACAGCUCGCUGUCGACUUCAAGCGACCUGGUAUCGAGGUUCGUGUCAACACGCUCGCACCGGGAUACUUCCCCUCUGAAAUGACGCCAAUCGCGAAUGAUGACGGCCAGGCUAAGGAACACUUCCGAAGACAUGAUGGGUGGGGUAUUCCGUUUGGUCGAGCUGGUCAUGCACGAGACUAUGCGCAGGCUGUGCUCAACUUUGCUUGCAAUGGAUAUGUUACUGGGUCGACAUUGGUGAUCGAUGGAGGCUGGUUGUUGGCGCAUGCUUGAUAGGAUGCAGGAGUAUUUAAAGUCGGCGGUGAAGCUAUGAAGUAGCGUUCAUGUUUGCCAUAAACCAG
This is a messenger RNA of Pseudocercospora fijiensis CIRAD86, 947 nucleotides long. RefSeq lists its product as uncharacterized. The transcript has a single exon. The record is from RefSeq and is a predicted model, not a curated record. Gene Ontology annotation, molecular function: oxidoreductase activity. Bases 1 to 879 code for a protein of 292 amino acids. NCBI's taxonomy places the organism in Eukaryota, Fungi, Ascomycota, Dothideomycetes, Mycosphaerellales, Mycosphaerellaceae.